Cicer arietinum (chickpea) is the source of this 759-nucleotide messenger RNA. RefSeq lists its product as uncharacterized. Gene Ontology annotation, molecular function: structural constituent of ribosome; large ribosomal subunit rRNA binding. The record is from RefSeq and is a predicted model, not a curated record. NCBI's taxonomy places the organism in Eukaryota, Viridiplantae, Streptophyta, Magnoliopsida, Fabales, Fabaceae. Gene Ontology annotation, cellular component: large ribosomal subunit; ribosome. Gene Ontology annotation, biological process: translation.
AUUAUGAACAAGGAAGGUUAAACCCUCAAUGGUUGUGUGGCUGCUCUCAUCAAUCUCAAACCCAAACCACCACAACCACUUCCAGUCGUCGACGAUGAGCGUUCCUAAGGCGGUAGCAGCGACGAUCCGAUUGAGAGUUCCGGCAGGUGCCGCACGUCCAGCGCCACCAGUGGGACCAGCGUUAGGUCAAUACCGACUUAACCUAAUGGCGUUCUGCAAAGACUUCAACGCACGAACUCAGAAAUUCAAGGCAGAUACUCCAAUGUCGGUUACAAUAACAGCUUACAAAGAUAACACGUUUGAUUUCACAGUUAAAUCUCCUUCCGUCACGUGGUACCUCAAGAAAGCCGCCGGCAUCGAAUCGGGAAGUACUCGUCCAGGUCACGUGACCGCCACAACUCUUUCACUUCGGCACGUGUAUGAAAUCGCUAAGGUUAAACAGUCCGAUCCUUACUUGCAGAACAUGCCUCUUGAGUCAAUUUCCAAGUCUAUUAUUGGUACUGCUAGUAGCAUGGGAAUCAAAAUCGUUAAAGACCUUGAUUGAAUUCAUCAAGGGAAUUCAAACUUUGCUUUUGCGAGUUUUGGAAUAAUAUUGUUAAAUGUUGUUGAUUCUGUUUCAAAAUGCAGCCAUGUUUUGCUCUGUUUUUCAUAUGCUUACCAUGGUUUUGUUGUGUUUUUAUGUCUUCUGUUGAAUACAAUACAAGUUUAGUGGAAGAAACUGAAACUGAUUUGUAGGUCUUGUUUCUAUAAAGACUUCAA